AAUCGGAAAUUUGCCAUCUCCGAUAAAAUUAAUGCCUAAUCGGCUGGAUUUGGCGCUCGGGAGGUUAAUCGGCAUUAAUCGCCGAUUAAUCGGCGAUUAAUCGGUAGGCGAUUAGUAGGCGAUUACUCGAUUAAUCGAUUAAAAGGAGAUUAAUCGGUUAAAAGGCGAUUAAUCGGUUAAAAGGCAAUUAAAAGGGGUAAAAUCUGUAUUUUUAGAAAAUGAAGGGGGGUAACUGUAAUUUAUGUCUCAUACCCAGUUAAAAUGGAUUCAAUUCCUUCGAAUCCCGUUUACUGUGUUUAGGGCUUUGUUACCCAGACCACUCUCGAUCGAUCUUGGACUUGGACCGAAGCCGCCGACGUCGCCUGCCUUCGCCGCCGCCGCCGCCGCCUGCCAUCGCCGUCGCCUGCCGUCGCCGUCACCUUCCAUCACCAUUGCACUGCUGUAAUUUCUCUCUCUCUCUCUCGAAUCCUCGGUCCCUCUCCCUCUCUCGUAUGGCUCUCUCUCUCACAGUUUCUCUCUCGCACUGCUGUAACUCAUUUUUAUUUUGUAAGUCCAUAAACUCCAGUCACUCGACUCACUCCAUACCGGCCGGCCAUGUCUGGACAGUGGCCAAAAUGGCAAAAUGUUUUUUUUUUAAAUCUUAAAACAAAGUGUUGUCAGUAGUGUUGUUUGGUGUUAACAAUUAACACAAAGUGUGAAAUCUUAACUUAUAAUCAUGUUAACACUUACCAAUUUCUUGACUUUCUUCUCUGUUUUUUUUUUUUUUUGGUUUUUUUUGUGUGUUACUGUGUAGACUAUAUUGAUAUCAAAUGUCAAUGGAUCCCACUCAUAUUCCAUCUUCAGAGGCCUCUAAUUCUGAGCCAGUAUUGAAAAGAAAAUCGGAUGAUGUUGGAUGGGAGUAUGGAGUUAUUGUGGAUGUUAAAAAUAAGGACCGCCUAAGAUGCAUUUUGUGUGGGAAUCAGUAUACUGGAGGGGUUAGUAGGAUGAAAAAACACAUAGCUCAGGUUAAGGGAGAUGUUGCCGCAUGCACUAAGGCAAGCAAGGAAGAUAUAUUAAAGUGUAAGAAGGCACUUGAUGAGACAGCAGCUAAAAAGAAAGAGAAGAAGCAAGGAGGCAUUAAUCUUAGGGAGGAAGUUAAUAUAGUACAUGAAGAAGGUGAUGAAUUUGAAGAUGAUGAAGUUGAGCAUGUAGGUUCAAGGAAGAGGCCCCAUGUUCUUGGUCCCCUAGAUAGAUAUAUAGAGAUCAAUCCUGGUUCUUCUGACACGACUACGAGUGGAUUCAAGAAGGUAAAACAACCAAAUAUAAAAGAUUCAAUUUGGAAGAAGAAGAGUCAUGAAGUGAAUCAAUACUUGGCUCGAUGGGUGUACGAAGCCGGUAUUCCAUUUCAUGCCAUAGACAAUGAUAGUUUCAAACGUUUUGUUGAAGCGGUUGGCCAAUUUGGACCGGGAUACGAACCUUCAAGCCAAUACCAACUAAGGGAGCCAUUGUUGAAGGAGGAGGUGGAUAGAACAAAAAAAUUACUCAAGAGGCAAGAAGAAGAGUGGGCUUUGACGGGUUGUUCUAUCAUGACGGAUGCUUGGACCGAUCGAAAGAGGAGAAGCAUUAUGAACUUGUGCGUUAACUGUAAGCAAGGGACUUGUUUUCUUUCUUCGAAGGAAGAUUCGGAGGCAUCACACACAGGGGUGUAUAUCUUUGAAUACGUUGACAAGUUCAUUGAAGAUAUUGGGGCACAAAAUGUAGUUCAAGUAGUCACGGAUAAUGCAUCCAACAAUAUGGCAGCGGCGGAUUUGCUAAAGAUCAAGAGGCCUAACAUAUUUUGGACCUCAUGCGGCACUCACACAAUAAAUCUCAUGCUUGAAGGAAUCGGUAAGCAAUCCAAGUUUAAAGGAAUUAUUGAUAAGGCUAAGGCGUUCACUAUUUUUGUUUAUGCUCAUCAUAAUACAUUGGCGAUGAUGAGAAAAUAUACGAAGAGGAGAGACAUAGUGAGGCCGGGUGUUACUAGAUUCGCGAUAGCCUUCUUGACUUUGCAAAGCUUGAUGGAAAAGAAACAAGAAUUGCGGGCAAUGUUUAGUAGUGACGCAUGGGACAAGAGUAAAUGGGCGAAGAGCCCAAAGGGGAAAACGGCAUUUGCUACCGUGAUGAGUACGGCAUUUUGGAAUGGUGUGACCUUAUGCUUGAAAGUGUUUGGUCCAUUGGUUAUGGUUCUUCGACUUGUUGACGGGGAUCGGAAGCCCUCAAUGGGAUUCGUAUAUGGUGAGCUCAAAAAUGCAAAAGAAGAGAUCAAAGGGGCAUACAAGCAAGUUGAGACUAACUACCGGCCAAUACUAGAUGUCAUUGAUGGGAAAGCCAAGGGUCGGUUAGAUAGUGCGUUGCAUUUGACGGGUUACUUUUUAAAUCCUUUUUACUUCUACAAAGAUCAUACCAUUCAAGAUGAUCCUAUCAUUAUGGAUGGGGUUCUUACUUGUGUUGAAGCUUUUUUUCCCGAUGAUGUCAAUGUUCAAGAUGAAGUCAUCAAUAGAGAGUUGUUGAAGUACAAGAACAAAGAAGGUGGAUUUGGAAGACCAUUAGCCACAAUGGGAUGUGCGACGAACAAUGACUCUUAUGAUCCGGUUGGAUGGUGGUCUAACUAUGGCAAUCAUACACCCAAUUUGAAAAGAAUGGCCACUCGAAUUCUCUCUUUGACUUCAAGUUCAUCGGGGUGUGAGAGAAAUUGGAGCACUUUUGAGGGAAUACAUACAAAGAAAAGGAACAGACUAGAUGCGACAAGGUUGAACAAUCUAGUGUAUGUCCAAUUCAAUGCCAGACUCAUCAACAAUAAAAGAAAGGGGAAUGAUGUAUUACGUGCUAGUGAAGCAACACAUGCGCAAGGAUGGAUUGUGGAAGGUGGUGAUGUUGAUGAAGAAGACCCGGUUUCGGGACUUACAUGGGAGAUGAUCGGGGAAGCUACGGGAGCGGAUGAAGUCCUCCAACAUAGAAGAAGUACUAGAAAUGUGGGAGUACGAGAGCUACAUGAGGAAGAUUUUUUGUCGGAAGAUGAUCCCGAAGAGGAGGUAGAUGAGGAUUUUGAGUUUGAGUCCGAUGGAGACCAAGUUAUGGAUGGAUAUGGGGAAGAAGAGGAUGAGUAAAGAGUAAUUGGCUAGUAAUUCCGUACUUGAUUUUAUUUGGUUUGUAAUUGACUAGUAAUUUCGUAUUUGGUUUCCUUUGGUAUGAAGUUGAACUAUGAACAUUAAACUUCUCAUUGUAUUGACUAGUUAUUUCGUAGUACUUUACUACUUUUUCAUAAGGGUUGUCAUUGGGGUGUGUG
Messenger RNA from Rhododendron vialii, 3304 nucleotides. RefSeq lists its product as uncharacterized. The record is from RefSeq and is a predicted model, not a curated record. The transcript is spliced from 3 exons. The coding region runs from base 810 to 3125 and encodes 771 amino acids. Lineage: Eukaryota; Viridiplantae; Streptophyta; Magnoliopsida; Ericales; Ericaceae. Gene Ontology annotation, molecular function: protein dimerization activity; DNA binding.